Aureobasidium uvarum is the source of this 1268-nucleotide messenger RNA. The record is from the annotation of a GenBank genome assembly. NCBI's taxonomy places the organism in Eukaryota, Fungi, Ascomycota, Dothideomycetes, Dothideales, Saccotheciaceae.
UCGCCAUGUCCGCCUUUUACGAGCAGAACCAAGCCGCUGCUGCCACCGGUGCAUGGCCCGCACCUGGCCGCCAGCCUUCGUGGGAACAGCCUGCCCCUCCUUCGAGAUCCGAGAUUGAGCGUGCCACCGACAACCUCGUCAAGAGCGGCAAGUGGAUGGCUGGCGGAGCACCGCAGUACAACAGCCGCCGUGAGUCCAUGCCUCCCAUGAUGAUGGGUCGUGGAUUCAACGCCGACUAUGGUGAGUAUCUUAGAUUUCUCCAAGUUGAGCUAGUACUUACAGUUGGAUGUAGCUNNGGAUCCAAGUCCAACUCUCCCGCCGACGGUCGCGUGGGCGGUCCUGGACAGGCACGCCACCACUCGGUCAGCGAAUACGACGGUAUGCGAUCCAACUCGGCAGCAGGCCUCCAGGGUUACUAUGCGUCGCAGCGCUUUGCACCGCGUCAAAAUGAGGCAGAGCAGAUGAUGCAGGCCAAGCGAAGGAUGGCUGCGCAAAGAGAGAGGGAACUCCGCAACUAUCACCAGGAGCAGCAAUACAACAGGAACACUACCGCCCAAGGCCCCAAGCCCGACCGCGCCCUGAGCCCUGCAGCUGCUACAACCAUGAGUGAAGACGAACGCCGCGAUCUCAUUGCCCGCCAACACCGUGCUCUCUACGGCAACGAAUCCGCCCUGUACCCCACCUCUGAGGCUGCCGCUGUUGCCGCCCGCCGUGCCUCGCAGGACGUCAGAGGCUCCAUCUCGGGUGAUGUUAGAGCAUCCAUCUCUGGAGCAUCCAGAGGUGGUGCUUCGCCUCUGGCUUUCGAUCCUUUCCACGGCGAGCCUGCUGUCCAGAUGCCUCCUCGUGAUGGUGUUAUGCUUCCCAAGUCGCCCAACAGCGCUUCGUCUCCGCAGUCGAACCCCACCACUUUUGGUAGCCUACUGGGCGAGACCCAGCAGUCGAGCCGUACUUCAGUAUCGUCGCCCAGCGGUUCUCCUCCCCUUGGUCAGGNNGGCUCAAAGGGUGCUGCAGCUGCUCCCAUUGGCACCCGUCCAGCACCCAAUGCUGCACAAGCUACCGGUCUGAACAAGCGCUCGACCACUCCUCUUCCCUCGCCUCUCAGCUUCGGCUUCAGUGCCAACGAGCAAGCCAGAAAUGAACGUUCCACCUCUGCUGGCCCCAAUGGCUCUGUAGCUGACAAGGGCGUCAGCCUCGGUUCCUGGGGCUCCAACAGCGGAGUUUGGGGCUCUGCAAAGAACAGUCUUGGUGUCCAGGCUCCUGUCUGGGGC